CUAGGCGGGGCUUGAGAACCCGCGGGCAGCCGGCCACUGCCGUCUAACUGCUGCCCGGUGCUUGUGUAGGUGCCGCGGCGGCGAGCGGCUGCUGGCGCCAAGGCCGAGCUCCAGGUGGAGGUAAAGCCCCGCCGGCGCCGCCUCCUCCUUGCGGCUCGGCGGCGGCCUCUGCUCUGGUCCCCGAAGGCUCGGCGGAUCUGCACACUGCUCCUGUGAAGAUGCGGCUCUUCUACCGGCUGCUCAAGCAGCCGGUCCCCAAGCAGAUCGAGCGCUACUCCCGCUUCUCCCCAUCGCCGCUCUCGAUCAAACAGUUCCUGGACUUCGGAAGGGAUAAUGCAUGUGAAAAAACUUCAUACAUGUUUCUGCGCAAGGAACUUCCUGUGCGUCUGGCUAACACCAUGAGAGAGGUUAAUCUUUUGCCGGAUAACUUGUUGAACCGCCCUUCUGUGGGAUUAGUUCAGAGUUGGUACAUGCAGAGCUUCCUUGAACUUUUAGAAUAUGAAAACAAGAGCCCAGAAGACCCACGAGUUUUGGAUAACUUUCUCCACGUUCUGAUAAAUAUCAGAAACAGACACAAUGAUGUUGUUCCUACAAUGGCCCAGGGCGUGAUUGAGUACAAGGAAAAGUUCGGCUUUGAUCCGUUUAUUAGCAGCAACAUUCAGUAUUUCCUGGAUCGGUUCUAUACCAACCGCAUUUCAUUCCGCAUGCUUAUUAACCAGCACACACUUCUGUUUGGUGGUGACACUAACCCUGCUCAUCCGAAACAUAUAGGGAGCAUCGAUCCCACCUGUAAUGUAGCUGAUGUGGUGAAAGAUGCAUAUGAAACAGCUAAGAUGCUCUGUGAACAGUAUUACCUGGUAGCUCCAGAUCUGGAAGUUGAAGAAUUCAAUGCCAAAGCACCAAACAAACCUAUUCAGGUAGUUUAUGUGCCGUCACAUCUGUUUCACAUGCUAUUUGAGUUGUUCAAGAACUCAAUGAGAGCAACAGUUGAACUACAUGAAGGUAAAAAAGAAGGCUACCCAGCUGUUAAAACUCUCGUUACUCUGGGUAAAGAAGACUUGUCCAUUAAGAUAAGUGACCUAGGUGGUGGAGUCCCACUUCGAAAAAUAGACCGUCUUUUUAACUACAUGUACUCAACUGCUCCUCGUCCCAGCCUGGAGCCUACAAGAGCUGCUCCCUUGGCUGGAUUUGGUUAUGGCUUGCCAAUUUCUCGACUGUAUGCCAGAUAUUUUCAGGGAGAUCUAAAAUUGUAUUCCAUGGAAGGAGUGGGUACCGAUGCAGUCAUUUAUUUGAAGGCCCUUUCAAGUGAAUCCUUUGAGAGGCUGCCCGUUUUCAAUAAGUCUGCAUGGCGCCAUUACAAGACCACUCCUGAAGCUGAUGACUGGAGCAAUCCCAGCAGUGAACCAAGGGAUGCAUCAAAAUACAAGGCUAAACAGGACAAGAUCAAGAGCAAUAGAACUUUCUAGAAAGCUGAGUGCUGUGGUCGUCUCUGAAGAAAGAUUACCUGCAAGUCAACCAGAGACCCAUAUUUCUAUCAACUCUUAACCGUGGCACUAUUGUUAUACCAAUGCUUAGUUGCUUUCUUUAUAUUGGCUCAGUAUGUCCAUGGAGCCCUUUCCAUAGUUAUUCCCAUUGUAUCUUCCACUAAAGUUGUAGCCUGAGCAAUUUUCCAUAGUGUCUUGCUGUGGUUAUCAUUAGCACCCGUCACAAAAGAGCACAGAACCUCCUAGCUCUCUUUUACCCUAUUCUCUGUAUCUUGCUAUGGAGUUUAGUGUCUGAAGUCUUCCCAGCAUUCUGAGCUCCUUCCUCAUUCCAGAUACAGCAGGUCCUACUGUUGCUGUUUGUGACCAAACCUCCAGCUAGGGCUUGGGGAAUCUGGAAGUGGAAGGCAUCAGUGGCACUCAUCUUGAAAAUUCGGUUGCAGGCUUCUUCCUGUCCCACUUACGUCUCCCUUCACUCUCUGAUUUGGUCCUUUGUGCCCUCUUCACUGUCUGGACAUUGUGAGGUGUGGUACUUGGAUGUUAGAACCUAUCCAUCUGUAUCAAUUUUAGUUUAAAGUUCAUUUGCUUACUUCUGUUCCAUUGAUUAAAGCACUCCAAACGUU
Messenger RNA from Apodemus sylvaticus (European woodmouse), 2104 nucleotides. RefSeq names its product pyruvate dehydrogenase kinase 3 (gene Pdk3). The record is from RefSeq and is a predicted model, not a curated record. Gene Ontology annotation, biological process: regulation of glucose metabolic process; protein phosphorylation. Gene Ontology annotation, molecular function: pyruvate dehydrogenase (acetyl-transferring) kinase activity. Gene Ontology annotation, cellular component: mitochondrion. Bases 219 to 1466 code for a protein of 415 amino acids. Lineage: Eukaryota; Metazoa; Chordata; Mammalia; Rodentia; Muridae. The transcript is spliced from 12 exons.